GAGAUCGUUCGACAUUUUACAUCCAAAUUUUAUGGCAGAGAGUAGAAACGUCCGGCUUGGUUUGACAGCAGAUGGAUUUAAUCCAUUUGGGAACAUGAGCACAUCUCACAGCACAUGGCCCGUAAUGCUUGUGCCGUACAAUUUGCCACCUUGGAUGUGCAUGAAACAGUCGUCCUUCAUCCUUUCCUUGGUUAUCCCUGGACCGAGCUCACCAGGUAUGGAUAUUGAUGUUUACCUUCAGCCAUUGAUUGAUGAGUUGCUGGAACUGUGGAAUGUAGGGGUACGAACAUUCGAUGCUUCAAAGAAGGAAAAUUUUAUUAUGCGAUCUCAGUUGAUGUGGACGAUAAACGACUUGCCAGCGUAUGCAGAUUUAUCAGGUUGGCCUAACAGGGGUGCGAAGGCAUGUCCUUGCUGUAUGCAAUCGACGCGUUCUAUACGCUUAAAGAACGGGUGCAAAUUUUGCUAUAUGGGGCACAGGAGAUAUCUGCCGCCUGAACAUCUGUGGCGGCUUAACAGGAGGACAUUUGACGGUACCGAAGAAUUUGCCAGCGCACCGAUUGUGCCAUGCGGAUACGAGGUUCUCCAACAGUUGGACGGAGUUGCGUUUGGAGAUGAGACCGCGGGUAAGAAGAAGAAACGGAAGAAGCGGAAGAAGGGUGCAGGGAGUUCCGAUGUUAUAUGGAAGAAGAAAAGUAUAUUUUUCAGAUUGCCGUAUUGGAAAGACAAUUUGCUUCGGCACAAUCUUGAUGUUAUGCACAUAGAGAAAAAUGUCAUGGACAAUAUACUUGGCACUAUUUUGGAUAUAAAAGGGAAAACGAAGGACAACUUGGCAGCUCGGCUGGACUUGCAGGAAAUGGGGUUGAGACCUAAGUUGCAUCCGUUCACGGCCGCCAACGGUAAAACGUAUAUUCCCGCUGCCUGUCACACAAUGUCUAGAGAGGACAAAGAAAAUUUUCUGAAGGUUCUUCGAAAUGUUAGGGUCCCGGACGGAUACGCUUCGAACAUUUCACGAUGUGUUCGGCUCAAGGACCGUACAAUUUCUGGCUUGAAGAGCCAUGAUAGCCACAUACUGAUGCAACAGCUUCUUCCAAUUGCACUGCGUAAGUCAUUGCCUGAUAAAGUGGUUAGACCUCUUGUGGAGAUUUCUGCAUUUUUUAGAGGCAUAUGCUCAACAAAGCUAUCACAAGAAGAUAUGGACCGACUGCAGGGUGACGUCUGUAUCACUUUGUGCAAGCUAGAACAGAUAUUCCCUCCAGGGUUUUUUACCAGCAUGGUCCACUUGGUUGUGCAUCUUGUGCGCGAGUGUAGACUAGGCGGACCCGUGCAGUAUAGAUGGAUGUACCCGGCAGAGAGGAGUCUGGGGAAUUUCAAAAAUAAUGUGCGCAAUAAAGCAGCUCCUGAGGGGUGCAUUGCGGAGGGGUACAUAGCGACCGAGCUGGUAACGUUCUGUUCAAGGUAUCUGAAUAACGCACCAACAUUCCACAACAGACCUCAGAGGAAUCCUGAUGGAUCCAAGGGAGCGGGCACGCGUGUUACCAUGAACCGGUUGAUAAUGCACCAGAUUCAUCGUUAUAUUGUGUUCAACUCUGAAGAGUUUCACAAUUUGCGGACGAUGCACAAAGACGCGCUUAGGCGAUCAUGCACUAGGGGUCGCAUUACGGAGGCUCUUAUUGAAGCACAACAUCAUGAGCAGUUCUGCGAAUGGUACCGUGCAUAUGUCGAUGGCCUGGACGAUCAACGUAGGGAGGAAUUGGGCCACAAGUUGGUUAUGCGUUGUAGAGGGCUAAAGGAGACAGCGGUGAAGUACAACAGGUACGUGGUAAAUGGAAAAUUAUUUCGCACGCUUGCUCAUGAUGUGGGAAGGAGGACUCAGAAUAGCGGCGUCUGUGUUCCUACCGUUGAAGGCGAAACGUACUACGGACAGUUAACCGAUAUAUUUGAGGUCGAGUACUAUGACAGGACUACGUACGUCUUAUUUAAGUGCAAUUGGGCAGACCCCACAAUGGACAGAGGAUUCACAAUAGACGAGUAUGGCCUAGUGUUUGUCAACUUCAAUCACCUCGUCCACAGGGGAGAACAGAUUCAGGACGAGCCGUACGUGCUUACAUCUCAGGUGGAUCAAGUAUUCUACGUAGAAGAUGGAAGGAACCCAAAUUGGGUUUGUGCGGUUAGGACCAAACCGCGCAACGUGUACGACGUUGGACAGGGGGAUGGGAGUAAUGAGGAUGGUACAACCUACCAUGAGUGCGUACCGCUCGUACUAGCCACUGCUGACCUACCAGAUACGAAUGACGAAUUCGAGUACGACAGGCCCGACGUAGAUCCUAUUGAAGCUCCCGUGAUACAAUGAUUGAUGUAUUUGUUGUAUUGAUGGACCAGAGACCCCCUCAUUAUGCGUAUCGGGCACCUAGCCCACCCGUGCCCCCCAUGACCACGCCCACUGUUUCGACGGCAUUGUAUUCUGCAGCGUGGCCACACCACCCAGACGGGCCUUAUAGACCAU
Alnus glutinosa is the source of this 2503-nucleotide messenger RNA. RefSeq lists its product as uncharacterized. NCBI's taxonomy places the organism in Eukaryota, Viridiplantae, Streptophyta, Magnoliopsida, Fagales, Betulaceae. The coding region runs from base 32 to 2350 and encodes 772 amino acids. The record is from RefSeq and is a predicted model, not a curated record. The transcript is spliced from 5 exons.